Corvus hawaiiensis (hawaiian crow) is the source of this 7020-nucleotide messenger RNA. RefSeq names its product RAB11 family interacting protein 1 (gene RAB11FIP1). Gene Ontology annotation, cellular component: intracellular membrane-bounded organelle. The record is from RefSeq and is a predicted model, not a curated record. Gene Ontology annotation, molecular function: small GTPase binding. Gene Ontology annotation, biological process: regulated exocytosis. Lineage: Eukaryota; Metazoa; Chordata; Aves; Passeriformes; Corvidae. The coding region runs from base 61 to 4227 and encodes 1388 amino acids. The transcript is spliced from 6 exons.
CCUGCCCGGUGCCGCCGCCGUUCCCGGCGCGCUCCCGGCGCCGCCGCUGCCCUCGCUGCCAUGGCGGCCGCGGGCUGGGCGCCCACCCACGCGCGGGUGACGGUGCUGCGGGCGCGGGGGCUCCGCGCCAAGGCGGCGGCGGGCGGCAGCGACGCGUACGCGGUGAUGGCGCUGGGCCGCGACAAGUUCCGCACGUCGGUGGCCGAGCGGUGCCGGGGGGAGCCGCUGUGGCGGGAGGAGGCCACGUUCGAGCUGCCCGCGCGCCCCGCCGCGCUGCGCCUCACGGUGCUGCACCGCGCCCUGGCCGGCGCCGACAAGUUCCUGGGCCGCGCCGAGGUGGAUCUGGCGGCGCUGCGGGACGACGGCGACCGGCGGCACACGAGGUGGUACAAGCUUCGCUCCAAACCGGGGAAGAAGGAAAAAGAGAGAGGGGAGAUCGAGGUGGAUAUCCAGUUUAUGAGGAGCAACAUGACAGCCAGCAUGUUUGAUCUGUCCAUGAAGGACAAGCCCCGCUCUCCCUUUGGGAAGCUCAAAGACAAGCUCAAGGGCAAGAGGAGCAGCGGCCUCUCGGACACGGCGUCGGCGAUCGUCCCCAGCACAACCCACUCCCCCGCUGACAGCGAGGAUGAGGCCGUCGAGAAGGAGAAGAAGAAAUCCAAGUUCAAAGCGCUGUUCUCCAAGCCCGGCCUGCAGAAGACGUCCCUGUCGCAGUCGCUGUCGGUGCUGCCCACGCAGCAGCCCGUCACCCCGAGGGUUCGGCUGCGGCCCAGCGACUUCCAGCCGCAGUGGGACGAGGAGGAGUCCGAGACCUCUCCGACCUCAGAACGAUCCUUUGAAAAUGCCCUGGAAGAGAAGCCAGCUCCUUCUCCUCUGUUCAAAUCUCGUAAACCAGCGUUUUUGGACAGUAGGCAGCUCACCCAAGGAACCACUAACCACACCAAAAAGGAUGGGCUCUCUUUGUUCAGCGGCCUUAAAUCCAAAAGCGAUCCCGUCUCCAAGUCCAGUCUGUGCAUCAAUGGCAGUCACGUUUAUAUGGAAGAGACCACGACAAAGGACAAGACUCCAACCUCCUCCCCCUCUCCUCACAACCUCAGGAGGAAGCAGCUCUUUGCCUCAGAGGAGAACCUGUCCUCCAGGUCCACUAAAUCACCUGAAGAGAUGGGAAGAACCUCUCCUGGUCAGGCUUUCUCUGGGUGCACAUCCUUGGAGACCUUCAAAUCCAUGACUUUGCCAUCAUACAAACUCCUCAGCAGCGAGGAGCACCUGGACACCAGCGUUCCACCGAGCGUCGAGGCUGUUAGAGAGACCAAAAAACCAGACCACAAAAAGUCUGCCUUGCUGUCCCUGGUCACUGGGAAGAAGGAAACGCUGAAGCCCAGCGAUGCUGAGAUUAUUCCCGACAGGACCCUGCAGAGUGAGGAAAACACAAUUCCAGAGGAGAAGAGUGAAGAGGAGGCCAAAUGCCCCGAACCCCCAGCAGAUGGGGGAGGAGGGAGCCCGUCAGGAGACGCUCACCAUGGGGAGGACGCCGUCACAACCAAGCAGCUGCUCAGCCCUCGUGAGGAGGAACGGAAACCCGAGAAAGCUGCGCCAGCCAAGACCAAAGCUGUGAAACCCAGACUGGGCCUGUCUCCAGAGGACGAACCCAAAGCCACACUUCCUACUCUUGCACCUGACCCUCUCCCUGCUUUUCUCUCUGUGCACCGUAUCAGCAGUGCAAAUAAUCCUUUUAUUUCUAAAGUGGGGCAGACAGUCCAAGUGCCAGACUCUAAAAACAUCACCAGUUCUCCUGCCUCUCUCGCUGCUCCUGCUUUCGCUGCAGAGCUUUGGAAUGACAAGAACCCCUUUACUCCUGAGUGGGACAGGGCAUCCAGAGCCCUGGAUCCCAACAGCAUCACCCGUUUCCCUUCAUCCCAUCAUCCUGCAGCGUCUGUUCCCAAAGCUCCUCGUCCUGGGCCAGUCUCUGCUAGGGGCAAUAAUCCUUUUGCUGCUGACUGGGGGCAAGGUCCCGAGGGCUCUGACACAGAGGCUUCCCGGGGUCUCUCUGGCCCACCCACACCUUCUGUCCCCUCUGGCUGUCAUUUCAAUGACAAUAAUCCCUUCGUGUCCAAGCGUGGGGGACAGCCAGUGCCAGGUUCCCAGGCUGUCGCUGGUUCUUCCCCUUCCUGCCUUCCUGGUGGUGAGGACUGUUCCUCUGCAGGACGCCCUGGUCCUGGUGCUUCAGGGGGCUCUUCGGAUGUGGCUUUAACCAGGGAUGUCACAGCUGUGCCAGACCCUCUUGGCACCUUGUCUGACCCCCCUGCUGGCCUCCCUGGGCUGGCUCCAGAGCUGCACUGUGAUUCUCCCCAGCUUCAGCCUGAGGAUUCUUUGGAAAGCAGUGAGCCAGGCAAUGCGAAAUCUAAGUCCUUUGUCCUUGGUGGAUGGCAGGGUGUUACAUCAGGUGAUGCAGGUUUGGGUGGGCAGGAAGGGGGAGAGCAGCACUCGGGUUCCAGUGGAAGGUUACGGACGGGUUCAGGGGCAGCAGGAGAGGGAGCAGGGUUUGGGGGCGAGCUGGGAGCAGGGGGUUACCCAUCGACAGAGCUCUCUGGUGACAGCACACAUCCCACCUGGAGCAGGGAUGGAACAGCUGUGGAGGUCACUGGUGUAAACACGGAGCCCUGCACGAGGGGUGACAAAGGUUUUGUGUCUCUCUCCAAGUCCAGUGACAGCCUCGUGCCAGAGGCUGACCAGGCACCGUCCCCCAAGAGCGAGCUCAGGGAGAAGCAGGAGAGCUGUGGUGGAGAGCGAUGGGUGGAAUGUGUGCCCAUGGUAGAGCCCCAGGCAACUCCACUUGCUGGAAAUGAGUCACUUUCUCCAGUCAAACCAACCCAGAGAGCCUGCCCGGUGUCCCCUCGGGACUCGGGUACAGGAGGGGCUGGCAGCGAGAUCCUUGUCCCACCAAGGCCAGCCCCACGGCUCGCUGCACUGCUGAGGAAAUGCCCACCCAUUUCCCAGGCUGAGCUAAGGGGUGAUGUCCCUGCUUCAGGUGAUGGUGUGAAAUCCACACCAGGGCUUCUGUUACUGGGUGAUGAAGCCUCAGCUGCUCGUGGGUGCCUCCCUCAAAGCGGCUCCUUGGAGACUGUCACCCCUCCAGUGACACCCAGAGGUAACAGCAGUGACAGGCCUUUAAAACAGGAAGGUGAUGACCAUUUAUCUGUCAGUCUCACAAAUCUCAAGUCUGCCAUUCCUGUUCCCGGAGACCGGGGCUCGAGACUGGCCAAUCUUCCAGCGAUCCCAGAGGGAGGCUCUGAUGACGAGCUGCUGGGGGACUGUCAGGAGGGCUGUGGGGUCACUGCAGGUGGUAAAGGUGCUUUACAGACUGGAGAGCAGCCCCGAGGUCUGACACCUUUGCACGGAGAACAAAGAGAGCUCUCUGAUAGCUCCGCUGCAGCCCUGGUGAUCCCGGCUGCUCUGGGAGGAGGAGGAGCUGUUCCUGGUGCCUGUAAGCCAGGGAGUUCAGCCGUGCUGCCUGCUGGAGUGGGUGCUCCCAGGGUCUGUGUCCAGGGAGCUGACUCAGGCUUAGGUGUGACGUCUCAUUCCAGGGAGUGCAGUGGUCAUUUUGAGAAACAAGAGCUGGAAAGGAGUGCAGGUGUUGAGGAGCGUGCAGAGUGUGACUUCUCUGAGCCUUCUGCUUCCUCUUCCUCCCUGUCAAGUCCUUGCCAGCCCUACUCUUCCUCUCAUUCCCUUCUCUCUGACACCCCAAAUCGUAGAGCAGAGUCUCCGAAAAAGCCAGCAGCCGAGGGCUUCGCAGAUAAAGCGGGAAAUUCGGGCAAGAAGAAACUUCUCCAGGCACGGGUUUCACCCUCUGAAACGUUCCCUAACCAAACCCCAUGGGGUGGUGAAACCGUGUCUCCCAAGCACAGACUCCAUCCCGUGAAGCCAAUGAAUGCCAUGGCAAACAAGCCUCAGAGUAAGAACCUGAAUGUCAUCAGCACCAUGAAUGAAAAGCUGCUGGAAAUGAGUGUGAAGAAAUACGAUCCCUCAGACCCUGCCUAUGCGUAUGCUCAGCUGACACACGAUGAGCUGAUCCAGCUGGUGCUGAAACAGAAGGAUACCAUUACCAGGAAGGACCUCCAAGUGCGGGAGCUCGAGGACUACAUCGACAACCUGCUUGUCAGAGUCAUGGAAGAAACCCCAAACAUCCUCCGUGUUUCCAUGUCUGGGAACAAAAAGGCUGGGAAGAUGUGAAGGGUCUCGGGAUGUCGGUGAACAAGGACUGAAUUCCCACCAGAGGAGUGUGAGGAGCUGGUGUGGAGCAGGUGGUACCGGUUGUGCUGCCCACAGAAAAUGACCUUUUUCCUGUUUCUGCCUUGAGCAACUCUCAGAUUGAUUAAUAGUUCCAUCAGGUGUUGUAAUGAAGUUGCCUUAUCAUAUUUAUUUUUUGUUUUCUUCCCAUUAUUUGGGAAGAUCAGGCAUUAAUCCAAAGGCUGGUUGUGAUGUGAAGGAGGAGGGUUUUUGAUGUGUUUUGCUUCCCAGCAAGGCGCUGAUGAUCCUUUAGGAAGAUGUUUUUAACUGGUUUUGUUUUGUAGCAGCUUUGAUAGAUCAGUUACUUUUCUUUCCACAUCUGAAGUUGUAGUGCAAUAUAAAUCCUUGUACAGUAGAGCUUGAGGAUUUGAUUGCUUCUAAAGUAAUAAUUAACUACACUGGAGAAGUCCAAAGAUGUCCCAGCUUCAGACCUGGGCUGUAAUUUAAAAGGAAUUAAUGCCCUGAAUGUUGACCAUAAGUUGACCAAAUCUCAGUUCAUCUCACCAAGUGGACAUUCCCAAGAGUUCUCCAAGGGCAAGUUUACAGGUUUUUUGGAGUAGGAGACGUUGAGGUUCACGGUACGUUUCUACCAUAGAAAUGGCAUCAAUGAAUUUGGGCCAAAGGUACAUUUUAAAUCAGAAGUUGUUCUCUUGGUGUCUUAAAAUUUCUGCUUUGGAGGUCGUUCAGAGGAGGCAAAGGCCCCCUGGCUCUGCUCGGUGCUCUGCAGCAGGCCUGGGUCUCACAUCUUGUGCCGUGUGGGAGUUCUGUGACCAUUUCCCUUUUACAUUGAAUUCAUUAAAUAUAAACCCCUUGGAUUUUGGAGCUGGGGCUCACCUUGAAUGCCCUCCAAAGGUGAUCAGUCUUGCAGUGCUUUUUUCUGUCAUUCCUUGCACAGCCCAGAGAGGGGAGGGAGCGCUGGGGCUCCCAUCUGCUCUGGCUCCUUGGGGCUGGCUGCUCACAGUGGGAGGAAAACCUCGUGUAGCUGAGGGGUGCUGGUGUUGCUGGAGAAUCGAUACCUUUGGUAGGGUCUCAGUGGAUUCAGGGAUUUCUCCUCCCCAUCCCGUCAGACAGCGGGAACAGCUCUUUGCUGGUGAGCAGCCACCACGGCUUCCCCCACUGAAAACUACAUGGGGCUUUGUUUUGGUGAGCUCUUGGCAAAGACCUAAAAAAAAAUCAGAUGCCUUUUUGCACCUCUGGGAUUUACCAGGGUAGGGAGAGUCCAUAAAAGGCUUAGAAGGAAGUUGGAAUACCAACAGAGUGGAAGCAAAGGACCAAAGCUUCAUGAGGACCAAAGCUUAAAGCUUUCCAGCCUGAGUUCUGUGGAAAUAAACACUCCUACCUUUGGAAGUUUUAUUGGGUCACUUCUGGCUCAGGGGUGAGUUCCAACUCAGUUUUCCUACAGCAAAGCACUUUAUGGAGGGACUGGAGCAGCUGGAUGGACUCUCACCCUGUGAGCAGUCUGCUUACAAUUGUCAUAAACCACUGGAAGCGACUGGAGACCUCAAUACUGUAUUUUUGUAGCAAAGAGCAGUUUAAUAUAUUUUCACGGAGAUGUAAACAUUUAUUAGAAAAAUCAAAAAAAUGCUGUUAAUGACAUUUUUAUUCCUGUAAACUGACCUGCUACCAAAGUCCAGAGCUUUUCUGGCAGAGCUGUCCCUCAGGGGCAGGCUGACCUCAAACAAGCCUUAGGAGUUGAGAGUCUUCCAAGACUUCAGGUACUUCUAUCUCAUUUUAGUGUUAUUUGAGCAGUGGAGGCAUUCUCUCUUUUCUCCUGUCCCCUCUGCUCUGAACAAAGGGUCCGAAACGCAGGCGGCCCUGGUGGUGGUGGUGAAAUCCUGAGUGGUGCUGCUUGGCCUUGCUGAAACUGCUGCUGUUGCUUCUUGUGCCUUCCCGAGUGAGGAAGAUGAAGGAUUGAUUUGUUUCCUCCUUGUGCCUCGGGGGAUCUCUGGACAGAGGAUCCUGUACCUCACUGAUAAAUUUGUAUUUUAGACUUUAUUCCACAGCUUUCCGAUGUUCUGGGUCAGAGAGGAAACCCUGUUGUGCCCUGGAACAGCGACUCAGCGGGUAAGAAACCCACACUGGUGUUACUGGUCACUGUAACUGGGCACAGGGGAGCAGGACUGGGCUCGCUCUAGGACAGUCCGGGUCCGAUGGCUGCCGGCUGCUGGUGGCACCUCGGGGUGUGCGACGCUUUUGGAGCCUGGGUCUCACGGAACUGGCCUCGUGUGCAUCACCGCUGCACAGAACCAAAGCAAUAACGUGUGCUUGUAGCAGAGAUGAAGCCUUAAAACCUCUAACACCCUCCCCUGGCAGCCUUUUUCUGCCAGCUCCAGCCGUGUCUGUUGGGAUGGACUCCGAGCUGUGCAAGGCUCUUGUCCUGGGGUUGUUCUCUCCAGUGGCUGCAGCUGUGGAGCCUCUUCCCGAGCAGACCCAGCGCUGGGGGGGACACAGGGGGGCCACAGGGGGGUCACAGUCCUUGACUUCCCCAGCUCCAAAAGCAUUGCACAACCCUCAUACCUCGUUUUUAUUGGCAAUACUUGUUAAAGCCUUCCUUCAGUGUGGGGGGACUGCCAUUUUACAUCCUCAAGGGCCUUAAGAAUCAAAUAUAUUGUUUUAUUAUUGAAGGAUCUGAGUGCAUGUUCCCUGUUUGUACUCUCUGCUUUUAGCCCAGGUACUGUUUGUUUUUAAACACCUUUUGGUUUUACGGAACACUACAAUAAAAAUACCUUAAAUCCA